Messenger RNA from Durusdinium trenchii, 1269 nucleotides. The record is from the annotation of a GenBank genome assembly. Lineage: Eukaryota; Dinophyceae; Suessiales; Symbiodiniaceae.
AUUUGGUACAGUUCAUCCCAUUCAUGCGAAGAUUCGAAGCUCCGGUGCCAUGGUGCAGAUUUUCAAGGCUCGCGAGGCUUAUCUCGUCUGCAAAGGUCUGUGCUUGCUCAACAUGGCGGGCAGAACUUGGAUGAGCUUCGCUGGCUCACGAUUCCACGCAGUGGUCAACACAUGAGUGGGCUCCAGGUCAAAGCGGUUGAGCAUGAUGGCGAGACUUGUUUGGAGGUGGUGGGCUUCGCUUCGAGCGGUACAAUCAUCGAAUUUAACAUGACUGCGUUGACCGACGACCGAGUGAGACAAGGGGAUAUCGUCAAGGUGGUGAAUGGAAAGACAGGCUUUGACGCGGUACACUUCUUGAACAGCCUCUACGACAUCAACGAGCGGAAAUGUCCAAAUUUGAAGAUGCAGCUCCUGAGGUUUAUUGCUCCCAAGAAGCCAAAACUGAAGAUCGAUCCCCCCAGCUGCUGCACCGAAGUGAGACCCCUACUACAAGAUUUGGUAGGUUCAUUGACCACGUUUGGUCGGAAGCUCGUCCAAUUUCGAGGUGCCGGUGCUGCACCAUCGGAUCCAUUUUGGGAUAUUCCUCGAACACCAGUGGCGAGCCACCAAGAGUUCAACCUCUCUGAAACCUCGAAAAGCAUCCUCGGCACCAUUCUGAAGUGCAGCGUAUUGGGAAUGCCCUUGCUGAUUGAAGGAGAGGCAUCCGCAGGUAAGACAGUAGCUGUGGAGUAUGCCGCACACAUCAUGCAAAAGGAGCUGUUGAAGUUUCCAGUCUCUCCCAGCACCUCGAUUGAUGACAUCAUUGGAAGCGUCUCCUUCUCGGAAGGUACUGGAACUAUGCAGUUCAAGCCAGGAGUCCUCCCACAAGCCAUGUCAAGAGGCUAUUGGCUUCUUCUUGAUGAGGCCAACUUGGCGCCACCCUCAGUGCUAAGCGUCCUGGAGGAAGUCUUCAACACGGGCCAGCUAGAAAUCCCAGCGAAUCUUGUGAGCGCCGACGCAAGGCUCAAGCAUCAGAUCAAUGCCAGAGGAACUUUGGUGGUGACCAAACAUCCAGCGUUCUGUAUUUUUGCGACACAAAACCCACCGAGAGCAUCUCAGUAUCGUGCAACAAGGCCGGUGAGCUUGGAAACGGCAACAAGAAACGUCUUUGGCAGGAUCAGAGCAAGUUUUCUUUUUUGCAGAAGAAUUAAUAGUAACUAUAUAGUUGUAACUCAUUUCCAGCCUAUACAGCACGAGCUUGGCCAACUCACUGCGAGCUUGUUUUUGUGA